Messenger RNA from Xiphias gladius (swordfish), 2564 nucleotides. RefSeq names its product basic salivary proline-rich protein 1-like. NCBI's taxonomy places the organism in Eukaryota, Metazoa, Chordata, Actinopteri, Istiophoriformes, Xiphiidae. The transcript has 6 exons. Bases 114 to 2234 code for a protein of 706 amino acids. The record is from RefSeq and is a predicted model, not a curated record.
AGUGUUACCUCAGGUACUUAUUGUUUUCAGACUGGUUCGGUUGUGUGGCUUGGUAGGAGCUGACAGAAGUGACUGAGUUGGCUGUGUCACUGGCUUAAACUGUGGCUGAAGCCAUGGGGUUUCUCUUUAAAUGGUUGCUGUUGUCCUUGCUAGCUGUAGGAAGACAUCAAGCAAGUGCUUACAGUACUGGAUCUGUUGAGAAGCGUGGAGAUAACAAAGUGCCAGUGGCAAGCUAUCAACCAGUUUCAAGUAGCUUUAACACUGAAGAUGACUCCUCAUGGAGCACUGGGCCACUUGGUGGAGAGGAUUCCAGCUCAAAUGCAAAUGUGGCAAGUAGCUACAGCACAAAGCUAAUUCCCAGUUACCAGUCUGAAGCUGAAUCACAGGAACCAAAUGACCGAUCUCUGCCAGAAAUGAAAUAUUCAUCCAGCUAUUCUCCACAGCCACAGGUAGUGGAGUCUGAUUAUCAGCCGCAGCAAGUGCCUAGCUAUCAGGCCCCACAGUUGCCCCAGCAGCCGCAGGUGCCCCAGCAGCCCCAACAACCGCAAUUGCCCCCGCCCAAGCAGCCCCAACAACCGCAGGUACCUCAGCAGCCUGACUACCCAACCAAGCGGCCACAUUGGCCCCAGCAGCUGCAAAUGCCCCAGCAGCCCAGCUACCCACCCAGGCAGCUCCAGCAGCCCAAGCAGCCCGGCUACCAGGCCCCACAGUUGCCCCAGCAGCCGCAGGUGCCCCAGCCGCCCGGCUACCAGGCCCCACAGUUGCCCCAGCAGCCGCAGGUGCCCCAGCCGCCCGGCUACCAGGCCCCACAGUUGCCCCAGCAGCCGCAGGUGCCCCAGCCGCCCGGCUACCAGGCCCCACAGUUGCCCCAGCCGCCCGGCUACCAGGCCCCACAGUUGCCCCAGCAGCCGCAGGUGCCCCCGCCCAAGCAGCCCCAACAACUCCUGUUGCCCAAACAACCGCAAUUGCCCCCGCCCAAGCAGCCCCAACUACUCCCGUUGCCCCAGCAGCCCCAACAACCGCAAUUGCCCACGCCCAAGCAGCCCCAACAACUCCCGUUGCCCCAGCAGCCCCAACAACCGCAAUUGCCCACGCCCAAGCAGCCCCAACAACCGCAGGUACCUCAGCAGCCUGACUACCCAACCAAGCGGCCACAUUGGCCCCAGCAGCCGCAAAUGCCCCAGCAGCCCAGCUACCCACCCAGGCAGCUCCAGCAGCCCAAGCAGCCCGGCUACCCGGCCCAGUUGCCCCAGCAGGCCCAGCCCAAGCAGCCCCAACAACAGCAGGUACCUCAGCAGCCCGGCUACCCACCCAGGCAGCCCAAGCGGCCCCAGCAGGACCCGCAGUUGCCCAAGCGGCCCCAGCAGGACCCGCAGUUGCCCAAGCGGCCCCAGCAGGACCCGCAGUUGCCCAAGCGGCCCCAGCAGGACCCGCAGUUGCCCAAGCGGCCCCAGCAGGCCCCGCAGUUGCCCAAGCGGCCGCAUUGGCCCCAGGAGCCACAGGUGCCCUACCAGCAUGGCUACCAGGCCCAACAAAUGCAUUGGCCCCAGCAACACCAACAACCACAGGUACCUCAGCAGCUUGACUACCCACCCAAACGGCUGCAUUGGCCCCACCAGCAUAGCUAUCCGCCCCAGCAACCAUAUGUGCUGCAGGUUCCCCAGCAGCUCGGCCACCCGCCGCAGCGGCCCCAGCGACCCAAGCGAAUUCGGCAGCCAGCCUAUCUGCCCCAGCAGCCGCAGGUGCCCCAGCAGUCUGGCUACCCGCCCCAGCAACCGUAUAUGCUGCAGGUUCCCCAGCAGCUCGGCUACCUGCCCCAGCGACCCAAGCGACUUCGGCAGCCUGGCUAUCCACCCAUCGUGCCACAGCUGCAGGUGACCCAGCACACCAGCUACCUGCCAAAGUGGCCCGAGCAGCCCCCAGAACCACAGGUACCUCAGCAGCCCGGCUACCUGCCCCAGCGGCCGCAAAUGCCCCUGCGGCCCAGCUACAUGCCCCAGCAGCGCCUGGAACCACAGGUUCCCCAGCAGCCUAGCUACCCACCCAAGCAGCCCCAGUGGUCCCAGGUGCCCCAGCAGCCCGGCUACCCGCCAAAGCGGCCCCAACUGCCUUUCCACCUACCUAAACAGCCUAGCUACAUGAUUAAGAUGCCACCGAUGCUGCACUACUUGUCCAAGCAGCCACAAGUUCUCAAACAGGCCAUUUACCAGCCCCAGCAGUUGCAGAGACGAUAGGUGACCAAGCAGCAUCAGAUCAGUUUUUCACCUCUGCAGUUCCAGGUUUCUGAACAGCCACGUUACAGUUCUCCUACUUUUGCCCAAGGAGUUGGUGUCCACAUGUAUUCAAAUGGGAUGGCGCUUCUGGUGUUUGCAGUGACACUGGGUGUGGAUAUGGCACUGGACUUCAUUCAAAUUGCAGAUCAGUGGGUGGGGUAUGAACUGGGGUAUAAACUUUUUUUUUUUUUUUUUUUUUUAGGCACCACAACACCAAAGAUGUUUCAGACUGCUUUCGGCUAAGACAUUGUAUUGACUUGUCAAAUUAAAAUUAACCUUGUAAUGAAUUGA